CUGCUAAACGUCCCCAUGGGCUUUCAGGGGCCAUGGUUGCAUACUUGUCUCCUUUGGGCCACAGUAGCCAGCCUGCUGGUCCCUCCAGUGGUGACCCAGGAGCUGAGAGGGGCUGGGCUAGGCCUCGGCAACUGGAACAACAAUGCAGGCAUCCCUGGGUCUUCAGAGGACAUGUCAGCUGAGUUUGGCCACCACAUCCACAGCCAUGGGGGCCAUCGAGAUGAGAAGGAUAGAGAUCACAGAGAAGAGGGUGAGGAUUUCUCCAGGGAAUAUGGCCACCAGCUCCAAGACCACAGGUACCCUGGUCACGAGGUUGGAGAGGAGAAUGUCUCUGAAGAGGUCUUUAGAGGGCAUGUUAGACAGGCCCAUGGGCACGAUAAUGAAGAUUUGGGGGACUCAGCAGAGUCUGAGAACCACUUCCCCAGACAGAGGAGUCACAGCCUUGACGAUGAAGAUGAGGACAACAUUUUCUCCAGUGAGACUCGCCAUCACAUCGCCAGCCAUGUUCACCACGGCCAUGGAGGGGCAGAUGAUGAUGGAGAGCAGGAGGAGGGGGUGGGAGUGGAGGAGGACUCUGAUGAUAAGCACCAGGCCCAUGGUCACCACAGCUACUCAAAGGAAGGAGAUGAAGCGGGUUCAGAUGAACACCAUCACGCCCACAGCCACAGACAUGGAGGCCACAAAGAUGGAGAUGAAGAAGAUGUUGACUCCAGUGAAUCUGGACACCAGGCCCAGGGCCACCAAGGCCACAAAGAUGAAGAAGAUGAAGAAGAGGAUGAUGAUGAUGACUCCACUGAGCGUGGGCACCAGACCCAAGGCCACAGAAAGGAAGAAGAUGAGGAUGAGUCAGAUGAAGACCAUUAUCACAUCUCCAGGCCUGGACACCGAAGCCAUGAUGAUGACGAUGACGAUGAUGAUGAUGAUGAUGAUGAUGAUGGCGGCUCCACUGAGCGUGGGCACCAGGCCCACAGACACAGAGGUGAUGAGAAGGAAGGUGAUGAGGAUGACUCAGAUGAAGACUACCAUCGUGUCCCCAGCCAUGGCCAUCAAAGUCACCAAGAUGAGGAAGAGGAAGAAGAGGAAGAUGUAUCCAGUGAACACUGGCACCAGUCUCCCAGACAUACUCACCGUAGGCUCGGAAGUGAGAGUCAAGAAGAGGAGGUAACAGUCAAGUUCAGCCACCAACCCCAAGGCCACAAGUCUGACAAGGAGGAGGACUUCCCAGAAGAAUAUAUGACAGAAGUCCCUGGCCAUCACCACCACAGAGUCUCCAGGGAGGGAGACAAGGACAUUUCUGCUGAGUUAGGCCACAAGGACCCCAGCCACAGGCCACAAGAUCAAGAUGAACAGACUAGCCAGGGUCACAGAGAGUCUGUCCAAGGUGACAUUGGUCAUCAGCCCCUGCAGCCCACAGGGGCUGGUUCUGAAGAAUCAAAGAAGGAAGUUGACCAUAACUCUCAAGAGGGCGAUGAAGACUCAGGGCAGAGCAAAGGAGCCCACAGCGAGGAGGAGGAGGAGGGGGAGGAGGAGGGGGGGGAGGAGGGGGAGGAGGAGGAGGAGGGGGAGGAGGGGGAGGAGGAGGAGGGUCAUGGCCUCCCCAUGAGCCAGGAAGAUGAGGAAGAGGAAGAAAAAGAUGAGAAAGAGAGCAGAGAAGACAGAGCUGAGGUUCAGACUCCCCUGAGCCAUCACAGAAAGCAGGAGGAGGAGGAGUCUGAGGAGGAGGAGGAGAUCCUGGAAGAAAACCUGCUACCUUUCACCAUCAUCCCAAACCCCCUGGCUGGGAGGGAGGUGGCCAGAGAGGGCUCCAGUGAGGAGGAGAGCCGUGAGGUCACAGGUCAGCACGACGCCCAGGAGUACGAGAACUACCAGCCAGGGUCCCUGUGUGGUUACUGUUCUUUCUGCAAUAGAUGUACUGAAUGUGAGAGCUGUCACUGUGAUGAGGAGAACCUGGGGGAACACUGUGACCAGUGUCAGCACUGCCAGUUCUGCUACCUCUGCCCACUGGUCUGUGAAACGCUCUGCACUCCAGGAAGCUACAUCGACUAUUUCUCCUCCUCCCUGUACCAAGCCCUGGCUGACAUGCUGGAGACUCCAGAGCCCUGACCUGGCCACAGCUGUCGCAGAUGCACCUCCCCUGGACGGCCCACCUGACAAGAGCUCUGAAUAAACACGCUCCUGGAAACAUCAGUGUCCCGAGUGAGAUGUGGCCUGCGGGGAGCGGGGGGCGGGCAGGGCAGAGGGCAGG
Messenger RNA from Peromyscus californicus insignis, 2245 nucleotides. RefSeq names its product histidine rich calcium binding protein (gene Hrc). Lineage: Eukaryota; Metazoa; Chordata; Mammalia; Rodentia; Cricetidae. The record is from RefSeq and is a predicted model, not a curated record. Gene Ontology annotation, molecular function: calcium ion binding.